AUGGACAUCCCAGAAGUGGCCAAGGAAGCGAAACCAGCACGAGCACAUCCAGUUGCACCAAAGGUCAACGAACUUGCUGAGCUACUCACCAGGUACAGCUCGAUGGCUCGGCUUCUAGCAGUAACAGCGACUAUCAAUAGGGCAAUCAACAGAUUCAGGAGACUGCCGACGCCCCCGGGACCAAUCCUGUUAACAAGAGAACUCAACGAAGCGAGAUUAUUCUGGGUAAAAAUAACACAAAAUCAGUACUUUGUUUCAGCCCUUCGUGUGCUUCAGAGAAAUCAACAGCUACCACGAGGUCACCAAUUAGCAAAGCUCACACUAACCUUAGACGAGUUGAACAUCAUGAGACUUGGGGGACGCCUGAAGAACUCAGACCCUGAAGAGACACACCCAAUAAUCUUGCCACGUCAGUCGAGAUUCACCACACUGGUGAUCGAAGAAGCUCAUCGCAGAACCCUCCACGGAGGGACUCAACUCACGCUGGCCUACACCAGACAAAGGUACUGGAUAAUCGGUGGCAGGGGCACAGUCAGAGCGUACAUUCUGCGCUGUGCUAUCUGCACCAGACACCGAGGGAAGCAGGCUCAACAACAGAUGGGUCAGCUGCCUGCAACCAGAGUAUCACCAUCCAGAGCAUUUCUCCACACAGGGGUGGAUUAUGCGGGUCCAUUCCAGAUCCUGAAGUGGAGACCAACGAAUGCACAGCCAGGACAGAUGCACAUUGCAGUUUUUGUGUGCUUCACAACUUCAGCAGUUCACCUAGAACUCGUCAACAGGCAGACCACGGAAGCCUUCCUAGGAGCCUACAAGAGAUUCACCGGAAGACGGGGCAUUCCAGCUGUCAUGUACAGUGACAAUGCCACCACGUUCACCAGCGCAGCAGAAGUUCUAGAAAGGCUCUAUCACCAAGCUUCCAGAGAAAAUCAACGAAUUCAGGCUGCUCUCGCCACUAAUGGGACACAAUGGAGCUUCUCACCACCUAGAGCCCCUCAUUUCGGUGGCAAAUGGGAAGCAGCUGUGAAAUCAACAAAAUAUCACCUCAAAAGAGUCCUGGGAAAGACAACAUUAACGUUUGAGGAACUCAACACCAUAGUGAUCCAGAUAGAGGCCUGUCUAAACUCCAGGCCAAUCUGUCCGAUGUCGGACGACCCAGAAGAUCUCCAAGUGCUCACACCAGGACAUUUUUUGAUAGGUGAGCCUCUCCAAGUUAUCCCAGAGUCUUCAUACGUCAACGAGAACCCCAGCAAAAUUCGACGAUGGAACCUGGUGACGCAGAUAAUUCACCAGUUCUGGUCCAGGUGGUCCAAAGAGUGUCUUCAACGGUACCAGUCAAUCUACAAGUGGAAGACACGUCAACACAACAUAGAGGUUGGCAAUAUGGUGCUGAUGAUGGAAGACAGCUUUCCACCAACGCAGUGGCCAAUUGCCAGCGUCAUAGCAAUGAAACCAGGAGCAGAUGGGCUUACAAGGGUAGCCAAAGUGAGAAUCACCAAGGUAGAAGUCGGCACGCAUCCAGACGGGUCACCAAACCUCCAGAACAUCAAAACGACCCACUCGGAGUUUGAUCGACCAAUCGCCAAGCUCUGUCUGUUGCCAACAGACCCACCACCACCAGAACAGCCUCCAGAAGAAGAUCAACUAGAGGACGAAGAAGACCAACAGAACGACAACCAGUAA
Messenger RNA from Diachasma alloeum, 1680 nucleotides. RefSeq lists its product as uncharacterized. The record is from RefSeq and is a predicted model, not a curated record. Gene Ontology annotation, biological process: DNA integration. Bases 1 to 1680 code for a protein of 559 amino acids. The transcript has a single exon. NCBI's taxonomy places the organism in Eukaryota, Metazoa, Arthropoda, Insecta, Hymenoptera, Braconidae. Gene Ontology annotation, molecular function: nucleic acid binding.